AUGGCCCUCACCUACAACCAGAUGAAGCUGGUGAAGGGCACAAUUCCUACAUUGCGGGAGCAUGGAGAACAUAUCUCUACGGUUUUCUACAAGACAAUGCUCAAGGACCACCCGGAGCUCAACAACUACUUCAAUGCCGUGAACAUGAAAAGCGGCAGGCAGCCGCGCGCCCUCACCCAGCUCAUACUGGCGUAUGCUUCUAACAUCAGCCACAUCAGCGAGCUCACACCCAAGUUUGAGCGCGUUGCAAACAAGCACGUCAGCCUCGGCAUACAGCCCGAUCACUAUGAGAUCGUCUGCAAGUACUUGAUGAGGGCGUUUGCUGCCGUCCUCGGGCCUGCCAUGGACACCGAUGUGCGUGUGGCAUGGACCAAGGCAUAUUGGAUUAUGGCCAACAUGUUGGCUGGUAGAGAGCGGCAGCUCUACCGAGAGCACGAGAAUUGGAAAGGCUUCCGUCGCUUCAUUGUUGACAAGAAGACGCGUGAGACGACUGAGGGAGAUAUAGUCUCUUUCGAGCUUAAAGCUGUGGACGGGGUCCCCUUGCCAGCUUUCAUGCCAGGCCAAUACGUGUCUCUGCGCGUUCGUGUUCCCGGAUCCGGAUAUCUGCAAAUUCGACAGUACUCCCUCAGUGAUACACCUCGGCCCGACCGUUACCGCAUCUCCGUGAAAAGAAGUACAACUGGGGAUAGCUUCUUGGGAAUCAUGGACUAUUCUAAGAGGAAACAGGGCGUUGUAUCAAACUUGUUGAUCGACGAAAUUAUGGAAGGUGAUGUCCUCGAACUGAGCCAUCCUUCUGGCGAUUUCUACCUCGAUACCAGCAAUGACUCGGGCUCGACGCCAUUGGUGUUUAUAUCUGCAGGGAUCGGCGUGUCCCCGAUUCUAUCAAUGUUAAACACAGUGACAGAGAAGAACUCAACGCGACCAAUCACAUGGGCUCAGGGGUCGAAGCAGAGCAUUCCUUUCGAGGAGCAUGUCAUGAAGCUGGCAAAGACGAGGCCAAAUAUGAGGACGACUUUCUUCAACACAGGGAUGGGCAACAAAGACCUCGCUGAGUCGACCGACAGCCUUGGCUUCGGCUACUACCUUGAGUGGCUUAAAGAAGAAGAUAUGUACUUUAGCAACAGGUCGACCGAGUACUAUAUCUGUGGCCCAGAGAGAUUCAUGAAGGACAUUUCAACUUAUCUUGUUACAAACGGCGUUUCGUCGGCGCAAAUUCGGUACGAACUGCAUUCCGUUGGUUCCUUCGAGUUAGCUCAGGAUGCUUAG
Messenger RNA from Truncatella angustata, 1266 nucleotides. Its product is annotated as globin-like protein. Gene Ontology annotation, cellular component: intracellular anatomical structure. Gene Ontology annotation, molecular function: oxygen binding; heme binding; FAD binding. The record is from RefSeq and is a predicted model, not a curated record. The transcript is spliced from 2 exons. Bases 1 to 1266 code for a protein of 421 amino acids. NCBI's taxonomy places the organism in Eukaryota, Fungi, Ascomycota, Sordariomycetes, Amphisphaeriales, Sporocadaceae. Gene Ontology annotation, biological process: cellular response to nitrosative stress; nitric oxide catabolic process.